AUGCUGCGGCUCAGGGCGCUUCGCCCUACGAAUGACAAGAUAGUGAAGAUUCAAUUGCACCCGACGCACCCGUGGCUUGUCAGCGCCGAUGCGUCGGAUCACGUCUCGGUGUGGAAUUGGGAGCAUCGUCAGGUGAUUUACGAGUUGAAAGCUGGGGGUGUCGAUCAGAGGCGUUUGGUUGGCGCCAAAUUGGAGAAACUGGCUGAGGGAGAAUUUGAGCCUAAGGUAAAACGAGCAGAAGCUAUACGAGGAGGAAGUGUUAAACAGGUUAGCUUUUAUGAUGACGAUGUACACUAUUGGGAGCUGUGGCGUAAUUACUCUGCUGCUGCUGAAGCUCCAGCAGCUGUUGACAAUGUCGCUAAAGCUUUUAGUUCGCCUCCCCCAUCAACAAAAGGUCGACAUUUUCUGGUGAUAUGUUGCGAAAAUAAAGCUAUUUUCCUAGAUUUGGUAACAAUGCGCGGCCGUGAUGUUGCAAAACAGGAACUGGACAACAAACCUCUUCUAUGUAUGGAAUUCCUUUGCAAAUCAGCUGCUAGUGACGGUCCUCUUGUGGCAUUUGGUGGAUCAGAUGGCGUAAUCAGAGUUCUUUCCAUGUUAACUUGGAGGCUUUACCGAAGGUAUACAGGAGGUCACAAGGGUUCAGUUGCUUGUUUGAUGACUUUCAUGGCUGCUACAGGAGAGGCCCUGUUGGUUUCUGGUGGCAGUGAUGGCUUACUUGUGGUUUGGCAAGCAACUCAUGGCCAAGAUUCCAAGGAACUUGUACCUAAGCUUAGCUUAAAGGCACACGACGGUGGAGUAACGGCCAUUGAAAUUGCUCGAGUGUCCGGCGCCCCGCCAUAUCUUAUUACCAUUGGUGCAGACAAGACCUUAGCCAUUUGGGACACAGUUUCAUUUAAGGAAUUGCGUCGGAUGAAACCUGUUUCAAAGAUGGCCUGCAAUAGUGUAGCAUCAUGGUGCCAUCCUCGAGCUCCAAAUCUUGACAUCCUGACUUGUGUUAAAGAUUCCCAUAUCUGGGCGAUUGAGCACCCGACUUAUUCAUCUCUAUCAAGGCCAUUAUGCGAACUUACUUCAUUAGUUCCGCCACAAUUACUUGCAUCUCGGAAGAAGCUCAAGGUUUACUCCAUGGUUGCACAUUCUUUACAACCCCAUCUUGUUGCAACUGGGACCAACAUCGGUAUUCUUAUCUGUGAAUUCGAUGCCAAAGCACUCCCACCUGUUGCUCCAUUGCCAGCAAAACCAGGAAGCAGAGAAAAUGCUGCAUUGUACCUAGUGGAUAAGGAAUUGAAACUCUUGCAAUUUCAACCAUCUAACACCCAAAAUCCAUCUCAAGGAAGCCACAUGAAUGAUGCAGGAAGAGUUAGCAGCGACAAGCCGGAACAACUCCAAGUAACGCAAACUAAAAAGCAUAUUAGUACUACCAUACCACAGGAUUCAUACUCAGUUCUUUCGGUGAGCAGCUCAGGAAAGUACCUUGCUAUUGUAUGGCCGGACAUUCCCUACUUCUCAGUAUACAAGGUCAGCGACUGGAAAAUAGUCGAUUCGGGUACUGCAAGAAUCUUGGUUUGGGAUACUUGCAGAGACAGGUUUGCCUUGAUGGAGUCUGCAUUGCCUCCUAAAAUGCCUGUACUUCCUAGAGGCAGCUCGUCGAAGAAAGUGAAGGAAGCUGCAGCUGCAUAUGCAGCACAAGCUGCAGCAGCGGCUUCAAUGGCUUCAUCUGCCAGUGUUCAAGCUCGAAUUUUGUUAGAGGAUGGAACAUCAAACAUAUUGAUGAGAUCAGUUGGUAAACGGGGCGAGCCCAUUUCUGGUUUGCACGGUGGAGCUCUGCUUGGGAUUUCCUAUCGAACAUCUAGAAGAAUAGGCUCAUUCAGCUCUGCUGCAGGAUUCAGUGGCAGCAGUCCUCUUCUAGCGGACGAUGUCUAUCCUCCUCAUCCUCGAAAAUCUCCUGAAGCAGAACCUAUGAGUUUUCAACUAUAUAGCUGGGAAACCUUUGAACCUAUUGGAAGCCUUCUGCCUCAACCAGAAUGGACAGCAUGGGAUCAAACUGUCGAGUAUUGCGCAUUCGCCUAUCAAAAUUAUAUCAUUAUAUCUUCUCUACGCCCCCAGUUUCGAUACUUAGGGGAUGUGGCGAUCCCUUUUGCCACCGGGGCUCUUUGGCACAGAAGGCAGCUAUUUGUCACUACUCCAACGACAAUCGAGUGUGUCUAUGUCGAUGCUGGUGUGUCUCGCAUUGACAUAGAAACUAAAAGGAAGAAAGAAGAGAUACGUAUUCAAGAGGCACAAUCGCGGGCUUUUGCAGAGCACGGCGAGUUGGCGCUAAUAUCAGUCGAUAGCCUGCAAUCAGCAUCUGAGGAGAGGAUAGCCUUGAGACCUCCAUUGCUGCAAGUCGUCCGGCUAGCUUCUUUUCAGCAUGCCCCUUCGAUACCUCCUUUCUUAACAUUACCGAGACAGCCUAAAGUCGAAAGCGAUGAUUCAUCUACACCAAAAGAGAUGGAAGAGCGAAAAGUGAAUGAGGUUGCUGUUGGUGGUGGUGGGGUUGCUGUUGCUGUUACUAGAUUUCCGGCAGAGCAAAAAAGACCGGUCGGGCCUCUUGUCAUUGUUGGGGUAAGAGACGGCGCCCUCUGGCUGAUUGAUCGAUACAUGCGCGCCCACGCUAUAUCACUCAGCCAUCCUGGAAUCCGGUGUCGAUGCCUUGCAGCCUAUGGAGAUGCUGUUAGUGCAGUUAAAUGGGCAAGCAGGCUCGGUAGAGAACAUCACGAUGAUUUGGCGCAGUUUAUGCUCGGGAUGGGUUACGCCACUGAAGCUCUUCACUUGCCCGGGAUAUCGAAGAGGUUGGAGUUUAAUCUAGCUAUGAAGAGCAAUGAUCUGAAAAGAGCCCUUCAGUGCAUUCUAACAAUGAGCAACAGUAGGAACAUGGGACAAGAAGCUUUGGGUUUGGACUUGAACGACAUUAUGAAUCUGUCGUCGAAGAAGGAAAAUGUCGUUGAUGCUGUUCAAGGAAUAGUUAAAUUCGCCAAGGAGUUUCUCGACCUCAUCGAUGCUGCUGAUGCCACCGGACAAACAGAAAUCGCUCGAGAAGCUCUCAAGAGAUUAGCUGCAGCAGGCUGUGUUAAAGGAGCUUUGAAAAAACACGAGCUUAGAGGACUCGCUUUACGCCUUGCAGAACACGGAGAGUUAACGCGCCUUGGGAACUUGGCGAACAAUCUGGUGUCGAUUGGAUUGGGACGAGAGGCUAGUUUUGCAGCGGCUCUCUUAGGAGACAAUGUACUCAUGGAAAAGGCUCUGCAGGAAACAGGGAUGCUUGCGGAGGCUGUGCUGCACGCUCAUGCGCAUGGUCGGCCUCAAAUAAGGGGCCUCGUUCAGACAUGGAACACGACGCUGCAGAAAGAGAUGGAGCACGUUCCGUCCGCCAAGAUCGAUGCUACGGCUGCACUCUUGGCCUCCUUUGAUGCAUCCAAGCUCACAAGCCUGCAAGAUUCAGCACGGAAGCUUCCUAUCGAAAUUCUGCCUCCGGGAAUGGCAUCUUUAUACGGUCCCAAUCCCGGUUUUGGCUCGAAAAAGCCCGGUGCUGCCAUCAAGAACUCCUUGCAGCAUCCUGGGAAACCAUUGAUGCUGGAAGCUGCACCUCAAACUACCUCCACUCUGUCAGAUGACGCUGCUGCGGCGCUUCCCUUGACUGAAUCAGACGGAGCGACUUCAACUGAACCACGCGCCGAGCCCUCAACGGAAUCCCGCGCUGAGCCUGCAACUGACUCAGGCGAUCAACUGAACUCUGCCGGCGAGGCAGCUGGUGGUGAAGAUUCAUCGAUACCGGAUGAGCCUACUGCUCCGAAUUUGGAAUCAAAGGCUGCUCCGCCACAACCGGAGCUGGAAGGACCAGAAUCAGAACCAACUGCUCUGGAGUCGGAAUCGAACAUCGUCGAAAGUGUGGAAGAAAAUCAAGAGCAGGCGUCGCCAGCACCAAGCAAUGCAGAGACUACAGAAACAAAAGAAACUGCAUCAGCAGCAUCUACACAACAAGAAGGAAAUAAUAAAGCAGCAGAAGUAGCCCAUGGCGAAUUCCCUAUGAUCGACUUCACAUAAGUAAGAAAGGUC
Molecule: messenger RNA, 4092 nt
Organism: Andrographis paniculata
Lineage: Eukaryota; Viridiplantae; Streptophyta; Magnoliopsida; Lamiales; Acanthaceae
Exons: 14
Coding region: 1-4080 (1359 amino acids)
Molecular function (GO): protein binding
Source: RefSeq, a predicted model, not a curated record